AUGUCACUCUCACCACCCCCUCCAGUCUCCCUAAGCUUGCCGGCUGCCAACCCAAAGAAGCGCCUAUCUAUUGCUUCCGCCUCCUCAAACCCGCCUGCGAAUUUGAAGCGGCAGCGGACCCAUCCUCUGCGACAAACAUCAUUCCCUAUAUCCGCAGACAAUGACCCGCGAGUCUAUACUGGCGCUAGCUCCAGGUCAGAAGCUGAUGCUGUGAGCGUAACGGGUAGCUUUACGGGGUCUUUUGCUGGAAGCGUUAAUGGCAGCACGGUUGGUGGGAGAGGGAAGAGGAAGAGUAAAAAGGACAAGGACGUUGCGGCAAGCGUGAAAGGUGGAGCAGAGAGCACUGCUGGUGGACGCGCGGACGCGGCCACGUCUGUGAAGGGUGGAAUUGGACAAGGAGAUGAGGAUGGCGAUAUUGAAGAUGAUGAUUUUAUCGAUGAGCCGGAAGUCGACGGAGGCGCGGCCGUUGACGCCGCUGCCGAGAAGAAGAAUCUUGCUAUUUUGAUGGAUGCUUUUAACCCUGAGCAGUCAUCCCGUUACGACUUCUUUAAACGCGCCAAACUGAACAAACCUACUCUUCGAAAGAUUGUGAACCAGACUCUGUCGCAGUCUGUUCCGCCUAAUGUUGUUACCACCAUUGGUGGAUAUACUAAGGUGUUCAUUGGAGAAAUAAUUGAAAAGGCGAGGACAAUACAGAAUGAAUGGGCGGAUGCAUUUGAUGCUGCUGCUAUAGCGGAAGCCGAAGCUGAAGAGGCGGAAAAGCAGCGCAAACAAAAAGAGAAAGAAGACAAGGAGAAGGAGAAUAAUAUUUCGCAGGCCACGCCACACGUGAAUGGAGACGAUCUUAAUAUGUCGCAAGUGAAGUCUGAAUUCCCGCAUGAAAACGGGACGAACGACAGUAUUGCGGGCAUCCAGCCUGCACAGCUGUCCUCCACUCAAGUCCCUUCACCAGCCCAGGCCCCAGUCACAGGUAUAAGCACUGCCAAUGGGGUUAAUUCGCCUAUACUUCUUGAUGAACCCUUGCCCGCGCCGAAGACGGCGAUUAAACUGCCGCCGAACCCCCAUCGUGGCCCACUGUUACCGUCACAUAUCCGCGAGGCGUUAAGGCGAUAUAAACUUAGCGCACAGGGCGAUAAUGUUGGCUUCUCUGGGUUGAGUCUGAAAGGACUUGGUGUUAAGGGGCCAUUUGCAUGGAGCGUCAGGGGAGUUGGUGGAAGAAGGCUGUUCAAUUAA
Microsporum canis CBS 113480 is the source of this 1233-nucleotide messenger RNA. RefSeq names its product transcription factor TFIID complex subunit Taf11. The record is from RefSeq and is a predicted model, not a curated record. The transcript has 2 exons. Gene Ontology annotation, biological process: transcription initiation at RNA polymerase II promoter; RNA polymerase II preinitiation complex assembly. Lineage: Eukaryota; Fungi; Ascomycota; Eurotiomycetes; Onygenales; Arthrodermataceae. Gene Ontology annotation, cellular component: transcription factor TFIID complex; nucleus. Gene Ontology annotation, molecular function: transcription coactivator activity; protein heterodimerization activity. The coding region runs from base 1 to 1233 and encodes 410 amino acids.